Molecule: messenger RNA, 1415 nt
Organism: Carassius gibelio (silver crucian carp)
Lineage: Eukaryota; Metazoa; Chordata; Actinopteri; Cypriniformes; Cyprinidae
Product: carboxypeptidase O
Exons: 9
Coding region: 61-1188 (375 amino acids)
Biological process (GO): proteolysis
Molecular function (GO): metallocarboxypeptidase activity; zinc ion binding
Source: RefSeq, a predicted model, not a curated record
GGUGGUAUCUCUGUCAGUUAGAAAUCACUUUAUAAGUCACUGUCAGGCUGUACUAGGUUCAUGCUGCCAGGUUCAGCAAGCUUGGAUAAGAAACCAACCAUGAAGGGCUCAAUAAUGUGGGCUUUGUUGGUCUUGGCUCUGGUGGUCCAGGACAGACUAGCUGGUGGAUUGGAACACAAAUCAUAUGACUACACAAAGUACCACACCAUGGAUGAGAUUUCAGCAUGGAUGAAUCAGAUUGAAAGGGAAAACCCGGAUGUUGUUUCCAGUAUGAUAUAUGGGCAAACGUAUGAGAACAGGAACAUUUCAUUACUAAAGAUCGGCUUGAACAGCACCACAACCAAGAAAGCUGUUUGGAUGGAUUGUGGGAUUCAUGCCAGAGAAUGGAUCGCUCCAGCUUUCUGCCAGUAUUUCGUUAAAGAGAUCCUGGGCUCCUACGAAAAAGACUCAAAGGUAAACACAUUGCUUAAAAACCUGGACUUUUACAUCACCCCGGUGCUGAAUAUGGAUGGAUAUAUUUAUUCCUGGAUGGAUGACACAACUCGACUUUGGAGGAAGUCCAGGUCACCAGGCACUGGAAACUGUACAUGUUUUGGCACAGACCUUAACCGCAACUUUUAUGCUAACUGGGGCAUGGUCGGGAUUUCCAGGGACUGCUGUUCAGAAAUCUAUAAUGGUCCGAGUCCUCUGUCUGAAUCAGAGGCCAAAGCCGUCACUGACUUUUUGGGAAUGCAUCAAAACCAACUGCUCUGUUAUCUCACCAUCCACUCGUAUGGUCAGCUGAUCCUUGUCCCCUAUGGACACCCGAACAUCUCAGCACCCAAUUACGAUGAACUGAUGGAAGUAGGUCUUGCUGCAGCUAAAGCCAUCAAAUCAGUUCACGGGAAGAGCUACAAAGUGGGCAGUUCCCCUGAUGUGUUGUAUGCCAAUUCUGGCUCAUCUCGUGAUUUUGCCAGACUCAUAGGGAUCCCAUACUCCUUUACCUUUGAGUUACGAGAUGAAGGGCAGCACGGCUUCCUUCUACCCGAAGAUCAAAUCCAGCCCACAUGUGAAGAGGCUUAUCAGGGUGCGAUGUCCAUCAUAAACUACGUCCAUGAUAAGAAUUUCAAAAGUGCAGCUAUCACUGUUACAGCCACAUUGUGGACAACACUGACAGCCUUAUGGAUCUCAAGCACUAAUGUGAUUUAGAUUACUAUAUCUAAAUGGAUCUUUCUGUUCUGCCUAAACAAGAACAGUGUAACGAAAACCGAAUGGUUUGAUAUUUCACUGUCUAAUGCAUUCAAAUUCAGACAUUUGUACUGUUAGUGUCAACUAUUAUUAUGUUUAUUAUUAUUAAGGUUUAUUAAAUUGCAUUGAAAAUCAUUUAACUAUAAUUGUUUAAUUAUUGAUUCAUUUUAAUAAAAAAAAUAUAUUAU